Molecule: messenger RNA, 2460 nt
Organism: Talaromyces amestolkiae
Lineage: Eukaryota; Fungi; Ascomycota; Eurotiomycetes; Eurotiales; Trichocomaceae
Exons: 7
Coding region: 1-2460 (819 amino acids)
Molecular function (GO): RNA binding
Source: RefSeq, a predicted model, not a curated record
AUGACAUCCAAUUCUCCGGAUGAGGCUAUACACUUUCGGGGGAAGACCCUUACUCCCGAGAGUCCACGUCCGCUUCACAUCCCAGAGCCUUCGAACAUUCCCGUUUUAAAAAACCAGAUGGACCCAGUAUUCAACGAUACAUCGACAUACGAAAACCCUUCUCCAUACCAAGAUGAUGAGCAACCCUCCCAGCCAGAGUCAGACAGCGAAUUAUACAAAAGCGCCAAUGAAGAUGAAAAUAAGAAACAAGCAGCACUUCUGGGAACCGUGAAUGUCCACAGCACUUUAGAUGCCCAGUCCGCUGCAGCGCAAAUCCCACUUUCGACUCAACCCAAUGCUGCUCCGUAUCAUCAGAUGGGUGUUCCAAGUACCGUGGCUAGUACGAACAUGCUGCACCCUUCCAUGGCUAAUCCUGAAAUCGUUGCUGCUCCGAGUAACAGUGCACAAGCCGAAGCGGGCGUUGACCUUCAAAAUCUGCUUGAUAAUCUUUCCCCAUCCACGUCUACUGCCCCCUCUGGCCCAGUGGUAACUGCUACUACUUCAUCUCCCGCUGAUAACCCCCUUCUCCAAGAUCAUAAAAAUCCUCAGUCUUCCGCAGUACCAGAUCAUAGCUAUGCGUUGUCUGCAGGUCUCCCACCCCGACCACCAACCCAACAGAUGCCAGAAUUAAACCCAAAUUACCCAUCUACGGCAGAUAUUAGUGAUUAUCAUCCCCUGAGCAUACAGGGUUCGAACACGUCCUAUGUACCGCAACCGCAAGGUCACGAUCAACACUCAAAUGCCUCUAUAUUCGUACCUGGAGUAGCGCCAGGUACAUCAUCAGGAGCAAAUGGGCUACCUCCACCUCCUUUAGCGACAUUCCAGCAAUUUCAGUCACAGCCGAAGUCAGUCUCUGCACCGGAAGCUACCGCUCAAUCAAGCCAUAAGAGCUCCAGAUCUGAAAGAUACAAUGCAAGAACCGGGGGUUCCCCUGAUGACGAUGUUUUUUGGGGAGAUGAAAUACAGAAGAUCUAUGAUGAGUUCCUCCGUGAGGAGCGUGCAUACGUAACUGAAGGCUUGUGGGACCGCUUUCCUUACGGUUCUAGACUCUUUGUUGGCAACCUACCCAGUGAGCGAGUAACUAAACGUGAUUUGUUUCAUGUUUUCCACAAGUACGGAAAACUCGCUCAGAUUUCUAUCAAGCAAGCUUACGGCUUUAUUCAGUUUCUUGAUGCAGAGUCAUGCCACCAGGCUUUGCAGGCUGAGCAAGGAGGUCUUGUUAGAGGCAGGAAGAUUCCACCCGACCAGGGCCAAGCCAUCCUGAGCCUGGACGUCAACCGUUGCCAAGGCGUUCUAGGUCACCACCGGACUACUCUCGCGGCGGACCCUCCAAUGGACGUGGAUUGCGCAAUCAAGGCAAUGACCGCCACGAUCGUUCCUAUGAAAACAAGAGAGGAAGUUUCAGUGACUUCAGAGAUGAUAAGGCCCCCCGACGUCGUGACGAUUACCGACCUCCUAGGUCACCAUCUCCUCGUGCUUUCCGUAACCGGGACAGUGGUUUUCGUUCAAGAGAUCGAACCCCAGACAGAUUUGAGCGACGUGAUAGACGCAGAUCGCGAUCUCCUUACAGUAGAGAUAGACGACAUCGAAGCCCCAGCCCACGAGCACGCCCGGGACUUACAGAUCCUGGCAGCCGACGAUGUCGAUAUGGGCUUUGCAUACCACGUUGAGAAUUCAUUCAAAACCCGAGGACUUCGGACUGACAUUUUGGUGCUUUCUCGUGUUCCCGUGGAUGUGGCAAUCCAAAGACAGAUGGAAGAAGGCGUUUUCGCUGUGAUAAGGCUCACGAGAAGUCAGCAAUACUCCGGAAAGGUCACACUAUUGAUGUUUGACCGUAGCGCAGGGGGUGCUAGCAAGCCUCGUUCAAUGGCAGUCGAAAUGACUGUACAGAUGCAUGCUGUGCGCCGAGCUGGAGUUGCUCCAAACUUCUAUACUCCGAACCCAACUUACCCUGUACCCUCUUUGCCGAACCAGUUCCCUCAGCCGAUGCCUCAUGCACAGCCAGCGAUGCCAGCACCCCAGUCAAAUCAAUUUGCAAACCUCAUUCAAACGCUCGAUGGGCCGGCAUUACAAUCACUGCUGAACACACUUCAACAAACACAACACGUUCCGCAGGCAGCUAUUCCCUCACUACCCAUGGCGCCGAACGCCUCGAAUCCAGUUGACCUUGCAAGUCUCCUGAGCAAUGCCCAACGCCAACAGUACCCUCUUGCGGCAGCUCAAAACCAAGGUCCCCAGCCUCAGGCUACGAAUCCCUUUGGUCUUCCACUCUCCGCUCAACCCAGCAAUCGAUUGGAUCCAAAUCUCCUCGCAUUGUUAGCGAAAGGGGCGGCAAAUGGAGGCCCGAUCCAGGGAGGCCAAGCAGCGGUUGGCCCUCAUGUGCAAAACAUUGUCAACCAACUCGCCAAGUGGAAGCAAUAA